AUGGCUCCGACUUCUCUUCAGUCGACCCAGAAGAUGGUCUCGGGAUAUGAGAUCCCGGUCGUUGGCUUUGGCGUAUACCAAACACCCCCCGACGUCACCGAGAAAGUGACCCUCAAGGCAUUGGAGGCCGGUUACCGCCAUGUCGACAGCGCAAAGUACUACGCCAACGAGGCCCAAUGCGCCGAGGCUAUCCGCAAAUCAGGCAUUCCUCGCUCCCAGAUUUUCUACACAACCAAGGUCCCUGCCACCCACAUGUCCUAUGAAAAGGCCAAGGAGGCCAUCGAGGCGAGCAUUGCGGACGCCGCUAGCAUUGAAUACAUCGAUCUCGUGCUGCUCCACGCCCCGUACGGCGGAAAGGAAGGCCGCCUGGGCGCCUGGCGCGCGCUCGUCGAGGCCCAGAAAACGGGCAAGAUCCGCUCCAUCGGCGUCUCCAACUACGGCAUCCACCAUCUCGAAGAACUGGAGGCCUACAUCAAGAGCGGCGCCGGCGGCCAGAUCUCCGUGGGCCAGUAUGAGAUCCACCCCUGGUGCGCGCGCGAGGACAUUGUCAAUUGGUUGAAAAAGCGCAAUGUCGUUGUGGAGGCCUACUCGCCCUUGGUCCAGGCGACCCGCAUGGACGAGCCUGUUCUGCAGAACCUGGUCAAGAAGCACAACAAGACCCCGGCGCAGAUUUUGCUCCGCUGGAGCUUGCAGAACGGAUACGUUCCUCUUCCCAAGUCUGUGACCGAGUCCCGCAUCAUCGAGAACACCAAGGUGUUUGAUUUUGAGCUGUCGCAGGAAGAUAUGGCAAGCUUGAAGACCGGUAUCUAUGCCCCGGUCUGCUGGGACCCUGCCAAGGACGCUCGUCUGUAG
This is a messenger RNA of Aspergillus terreus NIH2624, 852 nucleotides long. RefSeq names its product aldo/keto reductase family protein. The record is from RefSeq and is a predicted model, not a curated record. NCBI's taxonomy places the organism in Eukaryota, Fungi, Ascomycota, Eurotiomycetes, Eurotiales, Aspergillaceae. Gene Ontology annotation, molecular function: oxidoreductase activity. The coding region runs from base 1 to 852 and encodes 283 amino acids. The transcript is spliced from 6 exons.